CCAUUUCCCUACUCAUCAGCAGUCCAAACGUUUCGUAAAAUUUUUCGAAAAAUUAUUCCUGCGAUAGGAACAUUUCAAUUUUCUAAUCGUUUCGAAUUUGGCCAACUCCCGUUUGCAACCUGAGUUUUGAAAACUUUGAAACGCUUUUAGGAUUUUAAACUGGACUAACCAACCAGCCAUGAAGGUCAAUGUUUCGGGUGAGUAUACGCUGGCUGAGAUCGAAGUCGAGCUGGACUCGCAGUUGACGCCGGACGACCUGGAACCCGGAGCCACAGUGCUGGCCACCAACGAGAGUACUGGCGGCUUGGAGCGGAUUGUCAGCCAUGAGGAGCUGUCCAGAUUCUUCGCCGUGGCGCCAGCGAGCGCCAUCCCAAUGCCCACGGAUGUUGUAGUGGAGCGGACACUGGCGGAUCCCGCGUUCAAGCAAAUCUUGCAGGAGGCCGAUGGCAAGAAAGAUUUUGAUCCAAAGGCGGAGCAAAUGAAGAUACGCGACUUUUUGGCCGGGGUCACCAGCAGCAAGAUGACCACUGAGCAAUCGGUCUUCCAUGGAUCUCGUUUCAAUUCUUCUGCGGCCACUGGCAGCCGUAUGAAGUGUCCGCAAUGUUUGGUCCAUUUCGAGGCUGCGGUCUUUCAAAAUCAUUCCUGUGAAGGCAAGCCGGUUGAGGUGGCGGCGCCACAGCAGGAGAAGCCCCCUCUUGUCCCAACUGUUGUUGCUCCUCCGGCUCCGCCAAGCAAACCGGGUAGCGAACGAGUGAUCCUCGAAAACCAAGUGCGUCUGCGCCGUUACAUCAAAGAUGAGAUGAAGUACGAUCUGGCCACAGGCAUCGAUAGCUCGCGCAGCAAGAAUACAGCCAAGGGUCCCAACGAGUGCACCAUGUGCGACCGCAAGUUUGUCCACGCCUCUGGGUUGGUGCGACACAUGGAGAAGCAUGCCCUGGACUUGAUCCCUUCUCAGACCAACGAGCAACCCCAUACUAUACCGGCUGCCGGACUUUAUGUGGUGGUGAAGUGCAAUGCCUGUGGCCGCAUCUUUUAUGAUCCGCAAGUGGCCUUUAAGCACGGUUUUAUUCACGAUUCGGAAGAUCCAACGUUGAGCAAAACUCCAAAGAGCCAAAUACCCUACGAUAAAGCAGAUUUCAAUGAGCUGCUGCUGGAAGGCGAGAUGCUGAUAGCCAGCGAAGCCCCUUUUGCCGCAUGCCAGCUAAACACCAACCGGUCGGAGAAGGAGAUGUUCACCAGCCUGAUCUUGGGUAGCGUUUUGCAGUGCGAGUUCUGCGAGUACAUUUUCGCUGACAUAGCCGAGCUGCUUGUCCAUUCGGCCUCCCAUGUGGCGGAGCGGCGCUUUGAGUGCACCGCCUGCGACAUUCAGAUGAGCACGGCCAAGGAAGCCAGCAUCCACUUCCAGACGGACUGUGUAUUCAUGCGCGAGGCAAUCAGAUCGCUAAACGUCACGCUUAGCCGCUACUUUGUGUGCAAUGUGUGCGAGCUCAAGUUUGCCAACACGGACCUGCUCCAGGAGCAUCGGUAUACCUCGUAUCACUACUUCCCUCGCCUCUGCGAGAAUGGCAAGAAGCUGCUGCUGCCCUGUGAGUUCUGCGACGUCAACUUUGAGUUCGCCCACGAGAUUCUGGCGCACAACGAGGAGAAGCACCUCAAUAAAAAGAAGCGCGAGAAGGAGACGCGCAACACGGGCGCCGGCCGAAUGCGUCAGUAUCUGUGCGACAUCUGUGGCAAGUCGUACACCCAGUCGAGCCAUCUGUGGCAGCAUUUACGCUUUCACCAGGGUGUAAAGCCCUUCGUUUGCCAGGAGGAGAACUGCGAUCGAAAGUUCACCAUUCGCCCAGACCUAAACGACCACAUUCGCAAAUGCCACACAGGCGAACGUCCAUAUCUGUGUCUAGUGUGUGGAAAGCGCUUUCUCACCGGAUCCGUCUUCUAUCAGCACCGGCUUAUCCAUCGAGGCGAGCGGCGAUAUGAGUGCGAGGAGUGCGGUAAGCGUUUCUACCGCGCGGAUGCACUCAAGAACCACCAACGCAUUCAUACCGGAGAGAAGCCGUACAGCUGCCUCUUCUGCACCAAGACCUUCCGUCAGCGCGGCGACCGCGACAAGCACAUCCGAGCGCGACACUCCCACUUGGAUGCAAACUCGCGUCUCAUGAUGCAGAUGCAAAAGUUCCAACUGGAAUCGGCCGCUGCUCAGAAGGCACAAAAUCAUAAUCCCGAGCAGCAGAAUACUGAUUUUGCUGAUGGUGCGAGCUCCUCGGAUGUGCCCACUUGCUCGGGAUUCAUGCCGACAGAGCCUGGCGACACGGAGAUGCAGUAUAACAUUAUGCCGGAGCAGCAGGGGGAAAUGAUGUGUGUGCCAAUCGACGAAGUAAACAACAGUUUCUUUAUGUCGCACUACAUGCAAGCUGUUCCCAUGGAGGAGGAUGGUUCGGGACAGCAUAUUAUCGUCUUCGAGGAGCCAGUCCAGGAUAUGGAAAUGAUGACUAUUUUCGAUCCACAGCAGGUGGGCGAGCCAAUACAGGAGCGCGGCGCGCCCAUGUUGCAGGCUGAGGAAAAUGCUAGGGUGGUGGUUGUCAAGAACAAUCCAACUCAGCCGAUCUUUUCGGAUACCUAUAUGUAAAAAUCAAAUUCAAAUUUAAAUAAACCGGCAAAAUAGAAAAGCUGCCAGAAUGACCACUUAUCGUGUGGGCCUUUAAAA
This is a messenger RNA of Drosophila santomea, 2704 nucleotides long. Its product is annotated as testis-specific zinc finger protein topi. Gene Ontology annotation, cellular component: nucleus. The transcript has 4 exons. The record is from RefSeq and is a predicted model, not a curated record. The coding region runs from base 179 to 2626 and encodes 815 amino acids. NCBI's taxonomy places the organism in Eukaryota, Metazoa, Arthropoda, Insecta, Diptera, Drosophilidae.